UCACAGGAUAUUAAUUUUUUUAGUACAAAAGUGAUAGUCUAAACUAUAGAUGAACAUGUACUCCAACAAGCAGAACAAGCAUUAACAACCGAUGAAUUAGGUACUAAUACUUAAUUUAAUAACACAACUUGCGUUGAGAAAAAGAACACUUUUUUCCCUACAUAGUGACACCCAUAAAUCUUAGAUAGUAACACUCAUAAUAAAUCCCUAGAUGGUAACAUCAAUUGAGAAAGAAAAAAAAAACCCUAAUUUAUAAAUCCCUACAUCAAAGUUUUGAAACAAUCUUGCAGAAUAAUAAUUACAAGAAAAAGAAGAGUAGAAGAAAAAGGAAAAGCAAAGAAAGAAAAAGUUAAAAUGGAGAAAAGAACUCACGUGAAUCAUGGAUGUGGGUGUGGAGAUGGAGCUUUGAUGUUGGAGGAUGGAGAUGUGCAUGUACACCUAACCUAUAGGUGCACCACAAAGCUUCAUCUUUCAUGAUGUGGGGCCAUCCACAUUUAUAUUUCAACAAACUACUGUGUUUUUCUUUUCCUAAAACAGUGGCUGCAACCCCCAAAUUACAGUCCUCUAAUUCCAGCUCAAAGGCCCACAAACGAUAAGGAAAACCAAAACCAAAAUGGCUGAAAACCAAACAGUCCGUUUCGGCAUUAUAGGAUGUGCCGGCAUAGCUAGAAAAGUGGCUCGAGCCAUAAAGCUCGCACCGAAUUCCACCCUCUACGCCAUUGCCAGCCGUUCGAUCGAGAAAGCCCAGAAAUUCGCCGGCAACAAUGGAUUAUCUGGGACCGUCAAGACCUACGGGAGCUAUGAUCAGCUGCUGGAUGACCCAUGUGUAGAUGCAGUGUACAUGCCCCUUCCCACUAGUCUUCAUCUGCACUGGGCAGUGUUAGCUGCCCAAAAGAAGAAGCACUUGCUGCUGGAAAAACCAACGGCUCUUGAUGUGGGCGAGCUUGAUCAGAUAUUGGAAGCAUGUGAAUCCAACGGUGUACAGUUCAUGGAUGGGAGCAUGUGGCUGCAUCACCCUAGGACAGCCAAAUUGAAGGAGCUCAUCUCUGAAUCCAACCAUUUUGGUCAAAUUAACAUUAUCCGUAGCACAUCGACAAAGUCAGUAACCCAGGAUUUUCGGGAGGGCAACAUAAGAGUGAAACCGGACUUGGAUGCUCUCGGUGCGCUUGGGGACCUAGGCUGGUACUGUAUUGGGGCCAUCUUGUGGGCAAAGGACUACAAAUUACCAACUCUAGUGAAUGCUCUGCCUGAUGUCACAAAAAACUCUGCAGGGGUCAUCUUGUCUUGCACUGCAUCAUUUCAUUGGGAACCAUUAGAAGAAACGGUUGCAACGAUUCACUGCUCUUUUCUUUCCCACACAUCCAUGGACUUGGCUAUAUCGGGCUGCAAUGGUUCGCUGCACUGCAACGACUACAUUAUUCCAUACCAAGAGAAAUCUGCUUCGUUUGCCUUCACAUCCGGUGCAACGUUCUUGGAACACCAUACUGGGUGGAAUGUAAAGCCUGAAGAAGUUAGAGUGAUUUCUGAGCUGCCGCAAGAGGCCUUGAUGGUUGAAGAGUUUGCAAGGCUUGUUAAGGGCAUUAUGAAAUUUGGACACCGUCCAGACAGUAAAUGGCCCGAGAUUAGUCGAAAUACGCAGGUAGUAUUGGAUGCAGUGAAGAAAUCCAUUGAUCUUGGUUGUAAACCUGUUAAGUUGUAAUUUCUUUUGUUGGAUUUUAGCUCAUAUGCUUUCUUAGUAGGCAUCUACAUUUAGCAUGAAACUAUCUGUGCACACUGUAUGUUGUUUGACAAAUACUUUGUAUCUUAAGGUACUGCUAAAUGAAAAGCGAAAAAGAGAAAAUUUAUUGCUUUUCGGAUUGUUGGAGGAAAGAAAGUAAGUUGCAAAUGCC
Molecule: messenger RNA, 1889 nt
Organism: Prunus persica (peach)
Lineage: Eukaryota; Viridiplantae; Streptophyta; Magnoliopsida; Rosales; Rosaceae
Exons: 2
Coding region: 614-1699 (361 amino acids)
Molecular function (GO): nucleotide binding
Source: RefSeq, a predicted model, not a curated record